Vollenhovia emeryi is the source of this 3395-nucleotide messenger RNA. RefSeq lists its product as uncharacterized. Bases 423 to 1154 code for a protein of 243 amino acids. Lineage: Eukaryota; Metazoa; Arthropoda; Insecta; Hymenoptera; Formicidae. Gene Ontology annotation, biological process: neuromuscular synaptic transmission; neuron-neuron synaptic transmission; clustering of voltage-gated calcium channels. The record is from RefSeq and is a predicted model, not a curated record. The transcript has 5 exons. Gene Ontology annotation, cellular component: presynaptic membrane.
UUACCGAUUACCUCCAAUACCUUUUCGGAAUUAUACUUUUUAUUCGGUUGUGCGCAAACGCGCGUUUAAACAGCACCUGGGUGAUAAUAUAUAAGCAUGCGCGAACAGGUGCGACGACAUUGUUGACUAAUUGUUAGCAUGCACAUUAACGAUCUCACGAGACACCAACUCGACGCGAUGGCGGACAAGAGUGUUUUCGUAUCUUGUAAGGUUUAUUAGAGGUAUAUUGUACAUUCUAAAUUCUAACGUUGGAGCCGCCAGUAUUCGCUUGUAAAGUGUAGUCGAGCGCGGUAGUUUACAUCUCAUUUCCAAUUGGUGUCGUACGUAUACCAUAUCGAUUCUCGUCACCUUUCGAUCAGCUUACGAAUCGCGGCAUGUAAUUGUUACGAAAUUUUCUCCCGUAAGAAUUUAAGAGAGGGCAAAUGAUGUCCCAUCGUGUAGAAUCGCAUCCGUUGCCCGAUGACGAAGAGAAAAAUAUAAUAUCGCAGCAGCAGCGGCCAAACGUUCAAACUGAUAACCAAGUGCCGCUGUUUGAAGAAACGGGCAAGUGUGAGGCCGGGAAGACAAUAUUCUUGUCGACUGUCGAUAAGGAAACGCAAAACUCCUUAAAGGGCUCGAAAGGCAAGAAACGAGCCGCCUCCUUACUCGAUACAUUGAUCUCGACGAGUAUCGUGGCUCCUUUCACGAUCGGCUGUUGGAGAGGUAUAUGGGGAUGCAUGGAUCGUUAUGCUGAUUUGUUUCCCAGCUGGUCUUGUUUCACGCUCGGCGCAACUUUGCACGCAAUCUACACCAUUUUCAAACACCAAUUUCACAACGGCUACAUGCACAAGUGGGCUACGUCAAGUUUGGGAAAACGACUGCUUUAUCGGGUGUUACGAGUCUUGUAUACUUACACCUUUGGAGUGGCGUGCAUCGCGCAUUGGCGAGGUGGCUGGAUCAUCAUCGAUAAUUACCUAUUUAUGCACACGUUAUGGAUAACGACAUCUUUCACAUGUUUGCUACUGGCAUGCCUGGCGAUUCUACGUUCCGUCCGAAACUUGAUAGCAACCCCAUUGAUAAUCCAGAUCGACAGGCCGACUUUCGUUUUCCAAUUUCCUACUAGAUAUAACGUGAGUGUGCUGUUAUGCGAGCAGAUUUUGUUACAUCUUUGCUGACAUGCUGGCAACAUCAUCGAAUACAUACAGGGUUGUAUACCAGAUCUAGCAACGGUGAGCGAGAGCGAUGCGCGACGUUACGGCCCAAUCUACCACCAUUUUUCGUAUAUCAGUUCCUGUACAAAUUUCUAGCGGGUAUUUGAAAUCUCUAUCUUGACUCUCUCUCCAACGAUAGGCAUAAUUGACAAUGACGUCUCAGUCGCUUCUUUCAUCACCGCCUCAAGAGCCGCCGACCCUGUACUCAAUUGUCAAAUGAUGUUUAACAAUUGUAUACAGAGCGGCGGUAGUACUCUUGUACCCACAGUACUUGUACGUAAAAGUUUGUCAUUUUCAUCGAUUCAACACAGAUAGAAAAGUCUAUUUCUAAAAGCAUGCGUCUUCUCGAUCGUGUAGCAGUUAGGAUUAUUAUCUAUACGUUUCAUACGACGCGAACUACUUGACAGCAGGAUUACUCGUUUGUUUUCCGCAGGUUGUUUUCUACAUGAGAGAGUCUUUUUCAACGUUAUCGCGUGAGUCAAGUCGACCAAGAUCUCAACGGAUCGAGCCUUAUCAUUGUUACGUAGAUAUCGUAUUAGAUUGAUAAAAUUAUAGUUGGCUUAAUGAUCACGCACAAGUUUUCGAAUCGCGCAAACAAGUCCUACCUACGUUUUCGAUCCUUUCCUCAAUUUCCCUCUCAUUCAAUCCUCAAUCGUUGCAUCGUUUUUCCAGCAUUAUGUAUUAUACUUUUACUAAACGCGUUCGUGUAUACGCAAUUGAAAAUGUAAGAAUUCGAUGGUAAAGGCAAUACACAGUCGAUAGACUAUUAUACAAAUAGAAAGAUGGCAAAUCUCGUUUGUGUCGGUUUUCCCCGGAAGUUUAUGAAACGCUCUCACCGAUUAUCGUACAUUGAUAACAGCGAUACGCAAGCGUUGCGAUUGCAUUAUAUGGACGUGAGCCAACAUUCCUUAUCUAGCGCAAAAGAAGCGUUAUCCGUUUUUUUUUUAUCUCAUUUGACAUGAAUUAUCGAUCGCGCCGUGUUUGAUCAUUACGCGUGUACUGAUUUUAUCUUUUAAACGAAAAUUAAACUGCUUUUUCCCAAUGAGAAAUUUCCGAUGACGAUAUAAAGUAUAUAGCUUUUCAUAGAGCAUUUUUUAGUUUAGUCGACAAAUACGGUCGAUGAAUAAUAAUUUUCCAACUGGAUUAUUUGUAAAAAUUAUCUAUUGCUUCGCAGAACGUUGUUUCAUAUUUGGACACACGAUGAGUCAGACUCCAGUUAUGUGAUUGUACCGAGUUAAUCUAUUUGAGGGACUUGAUGUUAAAAUCGACAUGUGUGUGCAGAAAAAUUUUUUAUGUCUACGGAAAAUCUCCAAUAAUUAAUUGUAUUUGACAUGGCAUUGGAUUUUGUGACCUUGACGAGGCUCGCUGAAACGAAUUAGGGGACGAAGGUGAGAAGAUGUUGUAACCCAAGCUUGAUUGGCACACAAAAAGGAGUCGAUUAGCGAUGAAUUUGGCUAAAGCGUCAAUGGCUAAAUGAAUAUACGUCAAUGGCUAAAUGAAUGCGAGGCAGGAAAGAUUGGCCAGAAAAAAAUCACGUCAAGGUAACUAAAAAUUAUGCCAUUGUAGUCGAAUCAUUCUUCUCUAUUGGAGUAAAACAAGACAAGCCUUAUCUCAUUAUCUCUCUAGCCACGCGACUUGGCUUUUUUUUACUAGUUUUGAUAUAGUUUAAUACAAUAAUUUUGCGUAUCGUCGCGUGUUGUGUUCUUAUCACACCGAUCCAUAACUUGGUUGUGCACACAGCAAUUGUUGUUUGUUGAGAUAUAUAUGCUCGAAACGACUCUCACGCACACACACACAGGAAUACCUAAAAGUCGAGCGGAAGAUGAAAGAGACAAGUGGUUGGAGCUACCGAAUCGUUUUGAAAUGGUGUAUUAUUGCGGUAACGCGCGUAGCUGUCAUCAUCGGCUGCCACCGAUCGUUCUAAUCGGUGAUAGCACCGCGAUACACGAUGAAACGAGGCGAUUAUAACGCAUACGUAUUGUAGGUGGGGAUCGUCGACGCAGGAGAGAACGAGGGAGGAAAGGAGAGCAUACCGCGGGUACUAUCCUCCGUGCCGGUGGUCCGCCGCGCGAGCGACGACGUUCGCUAUAAUGCGAUAGUGCUGGUCCGCGCGUUUGGCGGUUAGCGGUUGAUAAAAGAUAGCGGUUGUACCAAAGACAAGUCAGUAGUCAGCCCGACCUGCUCGGAUGCUCGGAUGAUCGGAGG